CCUCAAUUGUACGAGAUAUUUCGCUUUGAACUCACUGGCAUUAGACUGCUCGGAGAUCAUUUCGAGAUUUCCUGGCUGGAGUGUUCACCGGAUAAACAUGCAGGUUAAUAAAGCAGCAGCAGGUGCUGAAGUGUGUUCGCCGUCUACGCGUUGUCGCUACAAGACAGGGCGAUGCCCAAAUCCCAGGGCAGUCAAAGCGAACGGCACAUUGCUGCUACUCUGCGAAUACCACCGCAAUCAACAGAAUCGCACCAAGAAGCGGAGUGAUAUGAAAUGUCGUCACGAUCGCGCCAAGAAGCGUCAGGCUCAACGGGAGAAGCUUCAGAAGAAACAACUUCCCGUUGGUCCGGUUGGCCACGUGCGCAACACGCUUUGCUGGUCUCCGCUCGCUUCGAUCAUCGCACCGUCAGUCGACGACUACGCUAUGACCAUUGGAAGUCCAUCGACUGGGCGUGAUCAAGAGAAAACUCUGGAAUCAACCAGCCCCACGGCUGUAGACCUAGAUGUCGCGUCGAUGAACUGGGCUCCACAGUGCAUGUCCCCAAUUGCGACGCCACCCAUUUGUGUGCAGGAGGACAGCCUCGCCGCAGAGGAUAUUUGGCUCCUCGAGUACUUCAUUCUAUGA
This is a messenger RNA of Phytophthora nicotianae INRA-310, 625 nucleotides long. RefSeq lists its product as hypothetical. The transcript has a single exon. NCBI's taxonomy places the organism in Eukaryota, Oomycota, Peronosporomycetes, Peronosporales, Peronosporaceae. Bases 98 to 625 code for a protein of 175 amino acids. The record is from RefSeq and is a predicted model, not a curated record.